This is a messenger RNA of Fusarium keratoplasticum, 396 nucleotides long. RefSeq lists its product as uncharacterized. Lineage: Eukaryota; Fungi; Ascomycota; Sordariomycetes; Hypocreales; Nectriaceae. The record is from RefSeq and is a predicted model, not a curated record. Gene Ontology annotation, molecular function: single-stranded telomeric DNA binding. Bases 1 to 396 code for a protein of 131 amino acids. The transcript is spliced from 2 exons. Gene Ontology annotation, cellular component: CST complex. Gene Ontology annotation, biological process: telomere capping.
AUGUCGCGGGGCCCAGUUCCGUCUCAGCUUCAUUUGCUGUCAAGCCUACCGGCUCUAUCUAUUGGUGACAAGGUCAGGUUUCUUGGAUGUGUCAUCUCGUACUCAACGUCGUCAGCCUGUCUCUCCCUGGCUCACCUCUACCCGAGAGACACCAAUGUCACCGCCCUUGUGGAUGUCAGCCUGCUGCUUGAGACGCUCACCUCCGAGCAGACACGUGUCGGCGAGUACCUCAACAUCAUAGGCUAUAUCACGGCCAAGAAGGUACUCCGUGAUGUGAAGCUGCCGUCCCGAGAAGAAGUGCAAGUGUCUGUACAAGCUAUCGCACUUUGGUCGACUGGUUCGAUGGAUUUGCAAAAGUACGAAAGGAUCCUUGACCCCCCCAAGUCUGGAGGUUGA